UCCCCCCCUUAACUCUGGGCCACAGCGCGAGCGUUGGAGCUGUUCCUGGAGUCCUUACUGAAGACAGCCUGCCACGUCACCCAGUCCAGGAACGCCAAGACCAUGACAACGUCUCACCUGAAGCAAUGCAUAGAGCAGGAGCAGCAGUUUGACUUCCUGAAGGAUCUCGUAGCUUCGGUACCUGACAUGCAAGGGGAUGCCGAGGACAACCACAUGGAAGGAGAAAAGGUUUCCAGGAGGGGCCGGAAACCUGGCAGCGGGCGAAGGAAUGGUGGCACGGCAGGAAAGGGAAAGGAUCCGAAGCAAUCCGGCACAGAUUCGGAGCAAGACGAUGACUCAGAAGACAGCGAGAGCAACGGAGAAGAGGAAGUCUUCCAAAAUAUCCCCUCUACGCAACCAGCUACACAUCUCUCUCCAACCCCGGCAUCUUAUCUACAUUUUACCCCCCCUCCGGUAUCCGCCGUCUCCUUGCCUGUACCGGCACCAACAGGAGCUGUCCCGGUUGCACUACCACCCACGUCACUCACGCCAGUCCAGGCAGAUGAAGAGGAAGAUUAUGAUUCUUAGCCCCCAGUUCCGUUUUCACUGCUGCCAUUUGGGGGGUGGGAGGGAGGGAGGGGAAAUACAGGG
Molecule: messenger RNA, 630 nt
Organism: Python bivittatus (Burmese python)
Lineage: Eukaryota; Metazoa; Chordata; Lepidosauria; Squamata; Pythonidae
Source: RefSeq, a predicted model, not a curated record